AUGACUCAACGCAGCCAGGUUCCCGGCUCCGACAUUAAGCCCUGGCUUCGCCCAGGUCCGCAGGGUUAUCUGUUCACCAACGCCAACAUCGUUGAAGUGCAGACAGGCACUAUCUUGGAAAACGCAUCCCUCACGACACGACAGGGAAAAGUCCAUUCCAUCUCCCAGUCAAUCCCUGAGCCCCUGCCGACAGAUCUCAAGAUUGUCGACUGUCGGGGCCGGUAUCUCUGCCCCGGUCUUUUUGAUGCCCAUGUUCACCUAUGCGCCGUUCCAGGAUUUGGUGAUCUUUCCAAGGCCUUUGGCAAUCCUAAUGAUGUACAUCUCCUACGACAGCCUUAUUCCGCUGCCCAGAUGCUUCACCGUGGGUUUACCAGUGUUCGUGAUUGCGGCGGUGCUCAACUCGCCUUGAAAGAAGCUAUUGAGGAUGGUGUCUUUCCAGGUCCUCGUAUUUUUAUUUCCGGACACGCUCUUUCUCAAUUUGGUGGGCAUGGGGAUCUCCGGGGUUCGCACGAACCAACCGAGUGUUGCGGCGGCCUGCAUAGUAACAAUCACUUGGGUCGUUUGUGCAAUGGUGUACCCGAGUGUAUGGCUGCUGUACGCGAAGAAAUCCGGUGUGGUGCAGAUUUUAUCAAGAUUAUGGGAUCCGGGGGCGUAGCGUCUCCAACCGACAAGCUAGAACACCUCCAAUUCACUGCCGCCGAGAUCCAGGCCAUGGUCGAGUGUGCAAGCAAUGCUGGGACGUUUGUGACUGCCCACGCAUACACCGUUAAGGCCAUCCGACACUGCAUUGAUAAUGGUGUCCGAGGGAUCGAACAUGGCAACUUUGUCGAUCCACCUACUGCGCACCUCAUGGCGGAGAAGGGUGUCUACCUAACCCCAACGCUUAUCGCGUAUGCCCAGAUGGCCUCAGAUCGCUGGAAGGGCUAUUUGCCCCCGGAGUCGCAAACCAAGAACUCACAGGUACUCCAAUCUGGACUGGAGGCUUUAAAAACUGCUUCUGAGGCUGGAGUUACCAUGUGCUAUGGCUCCGACCUGCUAGGCCCACUGGGCUCGGCUCAGACGCAUGAGUUUGCACUACGUGCUCAGGUUCUCUCUCCGCUAGAGGUCCUGCGAAGUGCGACUGUGAAUCCAGCCAAGAUGAUGGGCUGGGAGGAUUCCAUUGGCCAGCUUAAAGAAGGGUUUAUUGCUGAUGUGGUGAUACUAAAUGGAAACCCCCUGGAGGAUGUGACUGUUUUUGACCGGCCUGAAGAACAUGUUCUUGGGGUGAUGAAAGAUGGCCGCGUUUAUAAAAGUCGGUGGAAUGCGCUUCCCGAGGAUGCAGAUAUUCCUGUGAGAGUAUAA
Penicillium lagena is the source of this 1341-nucleotide messenger RNA. RefSeq names its product metal-dependent hydrolase family protein. NCBI's taxonomy places the organism in Eukaryota, Fungi, Ascomycota, Eurotiomycetes, Eurotiales, Aspergillaceae. The transcript has a single exon. Gene Ontology annotation, molecular function: hydrolase activity, acting on carbon-nitrogen (but not peptide) bonds. Bases 1 to 1341 code for a protein of 446 amino acids. The record is from RefSeq and is a predicted model, not a curated record.